AUGUAUAGCUUAUUAUCCGAUCUUGAAAAAGAAGAAUUCUACAAAAUUAAUGGAAGAUACGAGUUUUUAAUUCAUUAUCCAGAGUUACCAGGUGAAAACUACAAUUGGUGGCGUCAGACUCUUUCACCUACUAUACAAACAGAAGAUAUUUCCAAAUCUGAAUCGCCUGAUCAUUACGUCCUUGGAUACGAAAAUGUUAGUGUUCAUUACACUUCAGCAAGAUGGGGUGGGUUAUGUCUAACCAAUAACAAUAACAAAUCCUAUAUUAAUGGCGCAAUAAAUUUUUAUCAAUGGUUCUAUGCUAUUGGAUGUUACGGAACUUUGGAAAAAGGAAUUCCUGGUCCAUUGUUAAAUGAACGUAUUUAUUACAAUCAAGUUGCUCUUUAUGUAAAAAUUAAUAGUUUAGAUAUGCUCAAAUGUAUGUCAUACCGAGUUUACCGUUGUUUGUUCAUGAAUUCAAAUAUCUUUUUCAUGACCAUAUUAUUAUAA
Molecule: messenger RNA, 489 nt
Organism: Trichomonas vaginalis G3
Lineage: Eukaryota; Parabasalia; Trichomonadida; Trichomonadidae
Product: fibrinogen-related domains (FReDs) family
Exons: 1
Coding region: 1-489 (162 amino acids)
Source: RefSeq, a predicted model, not a curated record